Molecule: messenger RNA, 1029 nt
Organism: Ilex paraguariensis (yerba mate)
Lineage: Eukaryota; Viridiplantae; Streptophyta; Magnoliopsida; Aquifoliales; Aquifoliaceae
Source: the annotation of a GenBank genome assembly
AUGUUGAGAUCAGUUCUCAGAAGAAGCUCUACCGCUUCAGCAUCUUCCCUACUUCGACGUGGAUACUCAUCGGAAUCCCAUCCCGAAAGGAAGGUCGCCGUAUUGGGUGCCGCCGGAGGGAUCGGUCAGCCAUUGGCCCUACUCAUGAAGCUCAACCCUCUUGUCUCUAAUCUCGCCCUCUACGAUAUUGCCGGCACACCUGGUGUCGCCACUGAUGUCAGCCACGUCAACACCAGAUCUGAGGUUGCUGGGUACAUGGGCGAAGAACAGCUGGGGCAAGCUCUAGAAGGAUCUGAUGUUGUCAUCAUUCCAGCUGGUGUGCCAAGAAAGCCUGGUAUGACUCGUGAUGAUCUCUUCAACAUCAAUGCCGGCAUUGUUAAAUCACUUUGCACUGCAAUUGCCAAGUAUUGCCCGAAUGCACUUGUUAAUAUGAUAAGCAACCCUGUUAACUCUACAGUCCCCAUUGCUGCUGAGGUCUUCAAGAAAGCAGGGACAUAUGAUGAAAAGAAACUGUUUGGUGUGACCACUCUUGAUGUGGUUAGGGCUAAAACAUUCUUUGCCGGAAAGGCAAAGGUCAGCGUUGCGGAUGUCAAUAUACCUGUUGUCGGUGGACAUGCUGGCAUAACCAUUCUCCCAUUGUUUUCACAAGCCACACCAAAAGCCAAUUUUUCAGACGAAGACAUUCAGGCUCUCACAAAACGAACACAAGAUGGUGGGACGGAGGUUGUGGAAGCAAAGGCUGGAAAGGGUUCAGCUACACUUUCAAUGGCUUAUGCUGGAGCCAUAUUUGCUGAUGCUUGCUUGAAAGGACUUAAUGGGGUUCCAGAUGUCAUAGAAUGUUCAUUUGUGCAGUCAAGCAUCACUGAACUAUCUUUCUUUGCAUCUAAGGUGAAGCUUGGAAAGAAUGGUGUGGAGGAAGUGCUAGGAUUGGGCCCACUUUCAGACUAUGAAAAACAAGGAUUGGAAGCUCUCAUGCCCGAGCUGAAAUCCUCUAUUGAAAAGGGAAUUGAAUUUGCGAACAAGAGUUAA